Messenger RNA from Mesorhabditis spiculigera, 1146 nucleotides. The record is from the annotation of a GenBank genome assembly. NCBI's taxonomy places the organism in Eukaryota, Metazoa, Nematoda, Chromadorea, Rhabditida, Rhabditidae.
AUGUUCAUUGCCGUAGUUAGUACAGUAAUUUCUCAAAAAGUCGAAAAUCCAGAGUACAAAUCAUUUCUGAACAAUUCUCAGCGAUUAUAUGAUGCCUUAUUCUCGACGUAUACCAAGGAAUUAUCGCCGAUUUUGACGAGGAAAGAAGAAGUGCCUAUAAAUACAUCGAAUGAUACGCGUUUUAAUGUCAAUAUUUCUCUAUAUUUUGUCAAGCUGGUCGAUGUGACCGAGGAAGAAGAGAAAUUUUCGACACUUUCUGAAAUUUUUAUGACUUGGAUCGACCCCCGUCUCAAGUGGAAUCCAUCAGAUUACGGUGGAUUGCAAGAAUUGCAUGUGAAUGCCGAUUCCGUUUGGCAACCCGAGAAUUCGCUGUCGGAUACAUCAGACAUUCAAGAAAUCUACCCGCCAGAUAUCAAAACUGUCAUAAUCAAGCCAGAGGGUACGGUAUCGAUUUUGCGGAAAAUCUACGCCGAAUCGACCUGCAAAAUGACGAAUAUUGGCCACUUCCCAUUUGAUCGCGAAACGUGUUCUCUCUAUUUUAUGGUCUAUUCGUAUAAUUAUUGGGAUGUCAAAAUGACACUCGCCAUUCCCCAGCCAAAUAUCGUCAAUUUUGCGGGCAAUAGUGAAUGGGACGUCGAGCAGAUCACUUACGGAAUAUCAUUCUACAACGACAGCAGUUAUGCGUAUGAUUUUGAUUCGGGUGCAUUCAACCUUGUCCUCCGCCGUCAGCCCCAUUUCUACAUUUAUGUGAUUGUAUUGCCGUGUUUCACUCUCUGUAUAUUAUCUGCAAUCGGAAUGUUCUGGUCGUCAAAUAGGAGAGAAGAUCAAUUGGCUAAGUUAUCGAUCGGUCUGACGAGUCUAAUGUCAAUUGCCGUAUUGUUGCAAAUAGUGACUGACAGUAUCCCGAAGAGUCAGACGUUUCCGUUGCUAGGUUUCUACGCAAUAGUGAGUGUAUUUAUGAUAGCAUUGGGAUGUGCCGUCCUCGUCAGCCUCCCAAUAAGUACCGAAUCCACGAAGAAAAGCAUCGAAGCCGGAAGUGCUGUGCGCCGUUUCCUCUACCGCCUAACAUAUCCUCACGUCAUUCUCCAUAUUCUCUUUCAAUUGGGGAAUAUCAUCAACCUGAUUGUUUUCUUUUCGUAUUGGAGG